CCAACAUCUUUACUUAUGGCAAAGAUUCUCGCUUCCAGCUCCUUCCAGCGAAUCGAGCCCCUCCUGUCGACGAUCAACACGAUCAAAAUUUCUCCUUCUUAUAACUAUACCGCUUUUUCAACAGAAUGGAAAUUAGAUGAAAUUUUCGUCAAUAUUCAACAUCGAUCAUCGCAUCAUUUAUUAUUUAUCCAAAUUUUGAAUCUUAAACGAUGAAUUUUAAUAUUUUCAACCCUAUCUACGAUUCAUGGUAUAACUAUGUCGUGAAAUAGAUUUAAUUUUCAAUAGAAUUCGAAUCAAUUUCUCGAAAAAUCGUGAACUCGAUAACUUGAUAAAACUCAAAAUUUUAUCGUUACAUCACAUUGAAGAUACUAUUUGCUAUCGAAGUCGAUAUCGAGAUAUAUCGAAUGAUUUUUUUAAGGAACAUACGGUAUGGUGAGUAAUGAUCCAUAUGAUAAAAACGGCUAUGUUCCACCGAGGAAAGAAAAAUUAUAAAAAAGAAAAUCGAGAUAAAGUUGAGAGGGAUUUUUAAGCAUGAGACAGGAUGAAUAAAUACGAGAUGAUAGAAAUCGUAGGAGAAGGAAGUUAUGGCAUGGUGAUGAAAUGUAAGCAUCGCGAGACCGGGCAGUUUGUAGCCAUUAAAAGAUUUCUCGAAUCCGAGGAAUCCGAUUACGAAGUGCGAAAAAUGGCAUUUCGAGAAAUCCGAAUGUUGAAAAAAUUACGUCACGAUAAUCUGGUAAAUAUGAUCGAAGUGUUCCGUCGAAAGAAACGAUUUUAUCUCGUGUUCGAGUAUUUGGAUCAUACUUUGCUGAACGAAUUAGAAAAUGCCGAAGGAGGUCUAGGUUUGGAAAUGUCCAAGCGAUAUAUUUAUCAAGUCCUUCGUGGAUUGGACUUUUGUCACAAUAAUAACAUAAUGCAUCGUGAUAUCAAGCCAGAAAAUAUCCUCAUAUCUCCGAACGGAGUGGUGAAACUUUGCGAUUUUGGAUUUGCACGUUUCGUAAAUAGUCCAAACGAGUCUUGCACGGAUUACGUGGCGACAAGAUGGUAUCGUGCCCCGGAAUUGUUAGUCGGUGAUCCUCGAUACGGCAGACCGAUAGAUAUCUGGGCGGUAGGCUGUUUGUAUGCGGAAAUGGUGGUCGGGAAUCCUUUGUUCCCUGGUGAUAGCGACGUAGAUCAACUCUAUCGAAUAACAAAAAUACUUGGAGGACUGUGUAUGAAGCAUCAAACUUUAAUGGAUCGUAGCAGACCUGGCCAAAUAUUGCGGCAUGCGAGCGCGGACGAGCUCAUAGGGCCACCUCAGUCCGGUCUUUUCUCCAUUCGUAAAUUAUUCCCCAAAUGGGAUAUAAUCGCCAUCGACUUUUUGGCCCAAUGUCUUCGUAUGGAUCCCGACUUAAGGUCAAAAUCUUCCAUGCUCUUGGAACAUCCGUUUUUUAUACAAGAUCGAUUUGUCGAUAAAUUUCUUAUACUUUUGAGGAAGAGUAUCGAUAUAGAAUCUUCUAUGAAUCCUUUAUCCAGUAAAAUAUUGAGUGAAAAAGGGCCGAGUGUUACUACGAAUUUGUUGGAAUCGUCGAAAAGUGUUUGCCAACAUUUUCCCAGUUGGCAUAUGCAUACUAUUAUCGCGGAAGAUUUAAACGACAAAACGAAGUCUGAAACGACAAAUACGAUGGAAUUAUGCGAAACUUCAUCAUCGUCGCAUAACAAUCCCUCACGAAAAGUUUGUAAGAUGAAUAGCAUUUCUGUCAUACCAAAUACAACUUACAUUCGUAAAGGAAAACAGAAGGGAAUCGUUAUGUAUGAUUAUUAAAGGACUAUCACGUUAUAGCUUUUUUGAACAUUUUACGAUUGUCCGAGCAUAGAGGAUAAUAAAAGGAUAGAAGAGAAAAAAAUACGUAUUUAUUAAGGAAAAGCUUAUUAAUGAAAAGAUCUUAAAUAGAUACUUUAACUUUGUUUUCGUUUGAUAUUUGCGAACGAUUAAUAAUACGAAAAUUUGUAUUUUUUUCUUUAUCGAUGAAAAUGAUACAUCUAGUAUAUCAUAGUUGCUUCUCAAAUUCUGUAAUAAUACAUAUAUAUAUAUAUAUAUAAAUAUCGAUUUUUGAUUAUAUAUAUGUUUGCAAUUGAAAAGGAAAAAAAUAUACAUUUUUACGAUAAUAUAAAUACUUAUUAUAUGUUAUUAGAUUUAUCUUGUGUUUAAAAUAUCAUGAAAAAUUAAAAAAAAUCAUUGAUAUUUUAUUAAUAAGAAUUAUAAUAAUAAAUAUCGCAAGAUGUCCAUGUAAGUAGGAAAUUUUGUAUUGAAAUUGUAUUGGUAUAAGGUUGAAAGAAUCGAUAAUGUAAUUUGCAAUUACUGAUUAUAUUAUGUAUUUAUGCAUCUAUUUAAUGAAAUUUUUAGUUAUCUCAUGGAAAGUUUUCUCGUGAAAGUGAGAGAAAUGCUCUAUCGAUACCAUAUUUAUAAUAACAUUAUCAUAACAUUGUAAUCUCUUAUCGUCGAAUAAUUUGAAACAUUUUUAGUUUUGAAAAGUCGUUUCUAUAAAGAUACAUAUAGAAUUAUAAAUGGAUUUAUAUUUAUCAAUUAUAUAUUUAAUUAAGAUAGAUAUGCAUGUAUAUCUAGUGAAUAAUAUUUGUUCAGAAGAAGUUCAAAAUGUAAUAAAGAUACAGAGAAAGAGAAUUCGGGAAAAGAUUCCUUUUCCAAAGAACGAUUUUUCUUCAAUCAUAAGGAUAGAUUUCAUGAUUUCAAUUUUAUAUUCUGCUUAUUGAUUAUUAAUUGAAGAUAAUAGAAGCGAUUG
This is a messenger RNA of Apis mellifera (honey bee), 2777 nucleotides long. Its product is annotated as cyclin-dependent kinase-like 2. NCBI's taxonomy places the organism in Eukaryota, Metazoa, Arthropoda, Insecta, Hymenoptera, Apidae. Gene Ontology annotation, molecular function: ATP binding; cyclin-dependent protein serine/threonine kinase activity; MAP kinase activity. The record is from RefSeq and is a predicted model, not a curated record. The coding region runs from base 542 to 1801 and encodes 419 amino acids. Gene Ontology annotation, biological process: protein phosphorylation; intracellular signal transduction. Gene Ontology annotation, cellular component: nucleus; cytoplasm. The transcript is spliced from 10 exons.